UGUGGAUGGAGGAUGGCGAAGCAGGACUGUUAGCAUCUCGGCCUGGAAUCCUCGUGUACAGUGAAGGGAUAACAUCACUGGUGCCUAAGUGUCACAACAAGCAGUAGAGCCUGCCCUAGAGCAUUGAUCUCCUGCUACAAUGUCUCGUGCCUUCCCAGUGAAUCACAAAACCUCACAGAUGGGUGUAGCUCCAGUGUGAAGAGGUUAUGAUGGAUUCAGUAAAAGUGCUUCCUUAUUUGCAAAACUACCACUCAUACAAUGUAGAUGUCUUUCCCUUAUCCAUUUAAGUAACAUAAAUUAAGAAAUUAAUGUGAAAGUAUACCUUUUUUAUUUCCUAUCUGAGUUGGUAAGUAUCUUGUUUGGAUCCCAGCUUUAUCUAGAAGGGCUUUUCCUAGAGUGCCAAGUCCCCUUUGGGCUUGUCUGGAUCCUUAGCCCCUGCUCUGUCCUUCAGAGUUCAGUACAAGCAGGCUUCCAGGUAAAGUUUCUAGGUAAAGCAGGGAGCACCUGAAUAUAUAAAUAGGUUGGCAACUUAGUAGAGGAAAUUUUAAUUACAAGUCCCCUGUUUCUUCAAGACACUUAGUGCUCUCCAUCUCUCUCAUCAGCGGCCGGCAGCAUUGCAGACAGGAUCCCGUGGUUUUCACUUCACUGUUGAUGGGAAUAAGAGGUCAUCUGCUAAAGUUUCAGAUUCAAUUUCUACGCAAUACCCAGUAGUGGAUCAUGAAUUUGACGCAGUGGUGGUCGGCGCUGGAGGGGCAGGCUUGCGAGCUGCAUUUGGCCUUUCUGAGGCAGGGUUUAACACAGCCUGUGUUACAAAGCUCUUUCCCACCAGAUCCCACACUGUGGCAGCCCAGGGAGGAAUCAAUGCUGCUCUGGGGAACAUGGAGGAGGACAAUUGGAGGUGGCACUUCUAUGACACCGUGAAGGGCUCUGACUGGCUGGGGGACCAGGACGCCAUCCACUACAUGACAGAGCAGGCCCCCGCCUCUGUGGUUGAGCUAGAGAAUUACGGCAUGCCAUUUAGCAGAACUGAGGAUGGGAAGAUCUACCAGCGGGCCUUUGGCGGACAGAGCCUCAAGUUUGGGAAAGGCGGGCAGGCCCAUCGGUGCUGCUGUGUGGCUGACCGCACUGGCCACUCACUGCUGCACACGUUGUAUGGAAGGUCUUUGCGAUAUGAUACCAGCUAUUUUGUAGAGUAUUUUGCUUUGGAUCUCCUCAUGGAAAAUGGGGAGUGUCGUGGUGUUAUCGCACUGUGCAUAGAAGACGGGACCAUCCAUCGCAUAAGAGCAAAGAACACUGUUAUAGCUACUGGAGGCUAUGGGCGUACCUACUUCAGCUGCACGUCUGCCCACACCAGCACCGGAGAUGGCACUGCAAUGAUCACCAGGGCAGGCCUUCCCUGCCAGGACUUGGAGUUUGUUCAGUUCCACCCCACAGGCAUAUAUGGUGCUGGUUGUCUCAUCACAGAAGGGUGCCGCGGAGAGGGAGGCAUUCUCAUUAACAGUCAAGGCGAGAGGUUCAUGGAGCGAUAUGCCCCGGUAGCAAAGGACCUAGCCUCCAGAGACGUCGUGUCCCGAUCCAUGACUCUGGAAAUCCGUGAAGGAAGAGGCUGUGGCCCUGAGAAAGAUCACGUCUACCUGCAGUUGCACCACCUGCCCCCGGAGCAGCUGGCCAUGCGCCUGCCUGGCAUUUCAGAGACGGCCAUGAUCUUUGCGGGUGUGGACGUCACCAAGGAGCCGAUCCCUGUUCUUCCCACUGUGCAUUAUAACAUGGGUGGCAUUCCCACUAACUACAAGGGACAGGUACUGAGGCAUGUGAAUGGCCGGGACCAGGUCGUGCCUGGCCUGUACGCCUGUGGGGAGGCUGCCUGUGCCUCGGUGCAUGGUGCCAACCGUCUUGGGGCAAACUCACUCUUGGACUUGGUUGUCUUUGGCCGGGCAUGUGCCCUGAGUAUCGCAGAGUCCUGCAGACCUGGUGAUAAAGUUCCACCCAUUAAAGCAAAUGCUGGGGAAGAAUCUGUCAUGAAUCUUGACAAAUUGAGAUUUGCUGAUGGAAGCAUAAGAACAUCGGAACUACGACUCAACAUGCAGAAGUCAAUGCAAAAUCAUGCUGCAGUGUUCCGUGUGGGCAGCGUCUUACAGGAGGGCUGUGAGAAAAUCAGCCAGCUCUACGGAGACCUAAAGCAUCUGAAGACGUUUGACAGAGGAAUGGUCUGGAACACAGACCUGGUGGAGACCUUGGAGCUGCAGAACCUGAUGCUCUGUGCCCUUCAGACCAUUUAUGGAGCAGAGGCCCGGAAGGAGUCACGUGGUGCUCAUGCCCGGGAAGAUUAUAAGGAGCGGGUUGAUGAAUAUGAUUAUUCCAAACCCAUCCAAGGGCAGCAGAAGAAGCCAUUUGAGCAGCACUGGAGGAAGCACACCCUUUCCUAUGUUGAUGUCAAGACUGGGAAGGUUUCGCUGGAAUACAGACCUGUAAUCGACAAAACUUUAAAUGAGUCUGACUGCGCCACAGUUCCCCCAGCCAUUCGCUCCUACUGAUGAGACCGGAGUUGACCUGCUUUUGUAAUAAUGUAUAAUAGCUCACAGACAUGUUCAAAGUGUGACUGUAUUUUUAAAAUUCUGUUCUCUAGUGAAUGAGAAAUGCCAUCUGAGUAGAGACCAGUGGUCAGCAGCUUGCCAGUGAUUAAAGCCACAGUGUUAAGCUUACUUUUAUCCCUUGCUUCAUUCUUGUGAAAUAAUAAAACUUGGCAGGAUUCUUAAAACAUAAAUUAUAGACUUGCUUUAGGCAUAUUUGUUGACCUGAAAUAUUAAAUGUGGUUAUCUUUUUAUUCUGGUACACUGAAAGCCCAAAAUUUUGUUUUAGUGUAUAUUUAAGUAAAAAUGAAUUUUACUGCUUGGCAGCAAAUGAAGAAAACAAACAUUUCCUCCUUGUUCUUAGUAAACAAAUGGUUUCAUAUGUGAAUAUGUGUCCUAAAGCGUUUCAGUAACCAAAUACUAAGUGAAACUGAUAUGGAUGUAAUAUGGAUUUCUUCCCUCCCCACUUCCUUUUAGGUGCUGCUAGGCAUCACCCCCAAGUUCUUAUUUCAGCGUUAGCUUCUGUAGAAACCAAUCAAGGCAAUUAUGUUCAUUUAUUUCAGAUUCUAUUUUUCAGUUUUCGAGAUUGUCUCAAAAUUUUUAAAGCUUAUUAAUAUGUUUGAAAUCAUGUAAACAUUUACAUGAUUUCAAAGUCUAUUUUAUUCAGGGCUCGCCUCAAUUAUCGCUGCAUCCUCUCUCCUCCCCCCAGAGCACCGCUUUGUAUUUCUAGUGAGUGUUUUAAAAAAAAAAAAAGCAAAUAGAUAUUUGCAUAUAUUACGCACACUGUAUAUUCUGGGGUUGGUUAUUCCUUGUCAUCAGUAGAGUUGUCCUCAAUCCUCUGUGGCUUCGUAGUCCUUCACUGCUGAAUUGACCUUAUCCCCUAAUGUGGUCAUUGGUGGUGUUUUCCAACAUGGAGCUUAUCCCCUAGUGUAAACAUUUGUGUUGUUGCCAGUAUUACAGAUAUCACAAUGAA
This is a messenger RNA of Miniopterus natalensis, 3543 nucleotides long. The record is from RefSeq and is a predicted model, not a curated record. Lineage: Eukaryota; Metazoa; Chordata; Mammalia; Chiroptera; Miniopteridae.